AACUCGCCACUUUUCUUUUCUAUAAUUCGAAAUUGGAUACAGUAUCAUUUGAAAUUCUAUAACAUUAGCGGAUUAUAAGAAGAAAAUGUUUUGAAACUCAGCGUUUGAGCGCUUUUUUAAAAACCAUUUUACUUCUUUUUUCUGAUUUCUGGGGGAAAACAAAAUUAAACUUAAUUUCACUUCAAACUGAAGUUUUUUUUUAUCUGGGUUUCAUUAAAAACGGAAAAAAAUUCAAUCAUACUUCUGAAUGAUGGCGGGAGCUCAAGGAAAUUUCAAUCUUCCUUUUCAUGUUAAUCGGUUUUUGGUAAAUGGUCAGGAACAGGAGGCUGACGAAGAAAUAGAGUUGAGUUUGGAUCUAUCAUCGAAUGGAAGAUUUGGAAUGGACCCUAAUAGGAAUGUCAAAAAGCUGAAGCGCUCGUCUUCCAUUUCAAACAUGUUUUUUGCAGCUGAUGCUGUUGACUCGGGGGUUAAUGGAGCAAGGGCGGCCUUUCAGUCGUACGGCACGCUGAUGAGGACGAGCUCCCUGCCGGCGGAUCCGCCCGAGGAGUGGCGGCGCAGGAAGGAGUUGCAGACUAUGAGACGGAUGGAGGCGAGGAAAAAGAGAAUGGAGAAGUUGAAGAAUGUGAGAAUUGGCAAAGAUAAGGAGAAUUCUACUGAAGAAAAUGGGUAUAAUCGAUCACCUGGAGUUGUAAUUGGAAAUACUGCUGCUGAUAAUGGGAUAAUUGGAUCAAAGGAGAGAGUUUCUUCGGGAAUUCCGGAGUUUCAGAGGCAACAUGCAGAAGGAGUAACACAAAGGGCUGCUGAGUUGAAGUGCACAUCUAGUGUCCCGUCUUCACCAAACCCAAUUCCCCCGAGAACAAUAGUAAACCAAAAACAGAGUCCCCAGAGAACAAUAGUAGGAGCUGCUGUUACUGAGGAUGCAAAUGAGGCAACGCUCAAGAAUGUCAUGCUGGAUAUGCCUCUUGUCUCGACCAGAGAAACUGGCCCGAAUGGUGCUAGGGUUCAAGGGCUUUUAUACCGUUACAAGAAGAGGGACGAGGGAGUGUUUGGCUUGGAAGGAAGGCAGAACAGAAAGAUAGAAUGAACCAACUUCCAAUCCAAAAGGAAAAAAGAUCUCUGAAAAUUGUUUCUUGAAUUCGAAAGAGUACUUGAAUUCUUCCAAUAAUUUAAAAGCGCAGCAUGUUUGAAUCUGACUGGGUUCGCGAUGGUAGAGGAACUGGAUCCCGAGCCCGGUAUCUUUAUAAAUUAAGUAAAUUAGACCUUCGUUACGUUUCUUUACUACACGAGUGUAGCAGCAGUGAUGUCCUAUGGUUUGGUCUUAGUAUCCAACGAUGAGUGUGCGCGCGCAUAAAAUGGUGAAAUAGUGUCUUUUGCAGUUGAGUCGAGGGUCGAUCGACUUACCUCUUAAGCUGGAAAGUCAGUUUCUUGCAAGGAUAAGUUACUCAUGUUAAUUUUGACUCGAGAAGACAGUUAGCAUUUGCUGACUCUUU
Olea europaea var. sylvestris is the source of this 1490-nucleotide messenger RNA. Its product is annotated as ninja-family protein AFP3-like. Lineage: Eukaryota; Viridiplantae; Streptophyta; Magnoliopsida; Lamiales; Oleaceae. The record is from RefSeq and is a predicted model, not a curated record. The transcript is spliced from 3 exons. The coding region runs from base 248 to 1084 and encodes 278 amino acids. Gene Ontology annotation, biological process: signal transduction; negative regulation of DNA-templated transcription. Gene Ontology annotation, cellular component: nucleus.